AUGGCCGUCGAUCCGGCGACCAACGGCCCGCGGCCGGCCGAGCACCUCCUCCCCGCGGCCGGCUCCUCGCGGUCGCCCCCCCGCAUGCGCCGACCACCGCCGCAGGCCGCGCCUCCCGCCGCCACGCCAUGGCCUCCACCGCCGCGCGCAUGGCCCACGCCGGAUCCAGCCGUGGACGGAGGAGGGAGGAGGGAGGAGCGAGUAGGGAGGAGGGAGGCGAGCGGCGGGCUCCAGGCGAGGGAGGGGGAACGAGGACGAGGGAGGAGGCCCGCCGCCGCCGAGCGCUCCGCCGCCGUGCGGCAGCUCGACCGCUCCCGCCUCCGCUCCGCCCCUACUCCUCCACCUCCUCCACUGCCGCAGCUCACGGCCGCAGCAGGGGAGGGCCGCGCCCGGUGCAGCGGGCCGCCGCCGCCAUGGCCACCGCGCGACGAUCUGAGGGAGCAGGUGAGGGCCGCGCCGCCCAUGGCUACCAAGAGGAGGAGGCGCGUGUGGGGCCCCCGCUCCGCCGCGAGGCCCGCUCCUCCUCCGCCUCGAAGGCGCGCCGCCGCCCUGGAUCCGCCGCCGCCGCCGCCGCCGCCGCGCGAGGCCGCCGCGGGAGACCGCCGGGGAGGGGAAUCCGAAGGAGCAGGGGAGGGCCGCGCCGCCCCUGGGGCCUGGCUUCUCGACCCUUCGCGAGAGCGGCGAGGCGGCCGACGCCUCAUCCCCCACCUCGCGCCCUCAGCCUGUAUUGCUCUCCUCCACCCGUGUUGCCAUCCACCGGGGGCGUCCAGGACCUUCGGCACCUCGCCGUCUCCGGGGACGUGCCUCCUCGCCAACGCCGACAAUUUUGAUGCGGUGCUACUGUCCGCCCCGGCGGUUGCGGUGGCGGAGGAGCAGCAAGAGGCGGCGAGGGAGGUGGAGCGCGGCCUCCUAGAGCUGCAGCAAGUGUUCCUGGACAAGGCGCUGGUGGAGGCCCAGGGCGCGCCGCGGCUGCCGCGGGCGACGUGGGCGCGGUGGAGGCUGAGUUGCGGGAGGCCCGGAGGCUGCAUGCUGAGGCGCGGCGGAGGCGGUUUUGCUUGGCCGGCGGACUCGCGGCGCUUCUGCUCGUCGCCGUAGCUAUUGCUGUUGUAACGGCACUCGUGUUGGAGCGCAGAGGCGGCAGCGGCGGCGAAAACCUUCUGCUGCAGAUCGCUGCGAACUUGCCCGCGUAGUGAAUACCUUGGGAUGACGUGAUUUCAGCAUUUGUGGCCGUGAAGAAGCAAGACGCUCGAAAAACAACAACAAUCUCAAUCUCAAAUCUCCAUGAGUGACCACGAAGGAAGUGAGACAGAUACAAGUUUCUUCAGGCGGUAAGCAAAUAUCCUUUCCUUUCCACAUAUGUUGAUUGAUUUUUGCUCCUUGUACAUAGAUUACAUUCCUUUGCUUUCAAUCUCCCUCCCAGUUACUACACAUGUAAAAUCAGUUCUCCAUCCUUUUUGUUGUGUGCACAACCUGGAAAUUCCAUAGGAAAAUGAUAACAGUGAUAUCGAAUGCUCAGAUCUUGUACAAAAUUUAGCUUUUCAAUCAUAUAAGAGGUAAUUGAUCUUUGGUCUAUCCUAUUUAAAAUUUUAUUGACUUGAUGUUCCUUACACCAGCCAAAGAGAUAUCUAAAAGCUGGAGUCAUUUUUGUUGUCCUAAACAGCUUAAAAUUGGGGGCUACAAUCUUAUUUAUCAGGUAUGCAUUCAAACUGAGUAGUACAAAUAGUAAUCACCAAAACUUUACAGUACAACAUACCUUUCUUAUAAAAAUCAUAUUUGCCUAUGCAAUUGUUUCUAUUACUGACCAAAUAAUCAUGUUCAGAGUUCUGCAUAAACAAGAAUGAAUGUGUCCAUAUAUGCGGCUGACAAGGGCAUCUAACUGAUGAGAGCAGCAAAUAGAAAUCAACUUAUAGGAUAGUACAUAACGUAAACCUACAAGUACUCUUUGCUUAUCAAAGCCAUAACAAAUAAAGAAGGAACACAUCUUAAGACAACUUUGCUUCUGUCAUAUCUACACAUUCCCUAUAUUUGUCAAAAAUGCUAUAGCUACAGCAGCCACUUUAGCAAACUCGAUUUCGACAAUAACUUUUGUUAUAACCAGAGUUCUUUUUUUUACUAUGCUCAUCGAUUACUUGAAUACAACGUCCUGGUCUUUAUUCCUCAGCUAAGGGCUACUGUAAAAAGAUCAGCCAUCCAGUUCUUGAUUGGUUCUGUGUUGGAGUGAAGUGAUAAACCAUUCCUGUCAUGGCAUUGACAUGUAUGCUAAAUUGAGCACCUGCACCCUCUGCUGUCUUUAGAUGAUCUAUAAGCAGCUGUAUUAUAUAAGCAGCUUUGGUUGGCAAGAGAAGAUUUCAGGAAUCUACUGACAGUAAAAAUACCAAACUUGGUUACUCCACCACAAUGAGCAUUUCGAGGUUCUAACUAAAAGCAGUUGAUCAGGUUAUGUCCCAUGGCAAAAGUAGUUGAGAGAGAGAGAGACUACAUAGAAAUACUCAUUUGCAACUACCGAUAUAAAUAUUACAGUAAUGAUCAUGUGGUGCUUGAUCUCCUGUAAAUUCAUAAUACAGGUUGCAAUUCAAAGCCAUAUAGCAGCUUGCUUUAUUUGAUCAAA
Molecule: messenger RNA, 2608 nt
Organism: Panicum virgatum (switchgrass)
Lineage: Eukaryota; Viridiplantae; Streptophyta; Magnoliopsida; Poales; Poaceae
Product: formin-like protein 5
Exons: 2
Coding region: 1-1095 (364 amino acids)
Source: RefSeq, a predicted model, not a curated record